Molecule: messenger RNA, 4058 nt
Organism: Tribolium madens (black flour beetle)
Lineage: Eukaryota; Metazoa; Arthropoda; Insecta; Coleoptera; Tenebrionidae
Exons: 13
Coding region: 41-3796 (1251 amino acids)
Biological process (GO): G protein-coupled receptor signaling pathway; cell surface receptor signaling pathway
Cellular component (GO): membrane
Molecular function (GO): G protein-coupled receptor activity
Source: RefSeq, a predicted model, not a curated record
GGCAACAAGUUGAGUCCUAGAUGUGUCGCUGUGGAAUACAAUGCGAGUUCUUAUUUUAACAUUCUUCCUCCACCACACCACCGCCAUCAAUAAAUGCUGCGACGCCGACAGUUAUCUCCGCAAAAAUAACUCCGUCUACUCGUGCGAUAAAGACGAAGACAAGAGGUUGCAAGUCUUCACGAAAAAUACGGAUUUCUUGAAGGAACGCAAUGGUGACUGUGUGGAGGCUCACCACAAUGUCACCGAGUACACAAUUCGAAAUUACACCAUCAUCGAGGAGAAGCCGAUCGCGGUUAACUUUUACCCCAAGUGUUGUCCUCUUGGCUAUUUUUACGACUCUGUUGCUCAUUCAUGUGUUUGGAGAAAAAACAUGAACGAGAGUUUCAUCAAACAAAACUUCAUUAGAGUGGGCUUGCCGCAGUGUUUGGUGAUUGUUGAUUAUAAGUUAACACCGGGGAAUUUUAGUAUGGAGUUGGGGAACUUGUACAUUGGGGAGUUGGAGAAGUUCAAGGAUGGCGAGUUUUGUAUGGAUUUGGACAGGGAUGGGGGGCUGAUUGCGAGAGGGUGUUAUGAAGAUUUUUCGAUCUGUGAUAAACACAGGUGUAUAAGGAAAUGUUGCCCAGAUGGACAGAGUUUUGUUAAUGGACCCAUUUGUAGAAAUACUUAUCACCAUGGGCUUGAUUUGAAUUUCACAGACAGAAUUGUUAAGGCAGAAGAGCCAUUUGCUGUCAUCCACAAACAGUACAGCUGCAGAAUCUACAUACUGAAGAAAAGAAUUCAGUUUUACAUAGCAACUGAUGGAACCUUUUAUGCCUUCUCAAAUAAAACGAACUCUUAUGAACGCUACACAAUCGAAGAAAAAUCCUACUGCAUCGAACAUGUGCAGAAACAGGAGCAGAAUCUCAACGGUUUCAAAUUUUUCAUGUGUUUUAAGGAUAAUCCUCCGAAAUUAAAAUUUCUUGCGGAACGUUGGGCGAAAAUAGUUUCAUGUAUUUUCCUCGUUCUCAUUAUUGCAAUUUAUUUAUUUUUCCCAGAAAUGUUGAAUUUAUUUGGAUUGAUUCUUCUCGCCUAUUGUGUAACGACUUUAUCUACUUUUAUUAUUUUUGUCUAUGUCCAGUUUGAGACGGAUCUAAGCGAUUCGACUUGUUCUAAUUUAAGUUUUGCUUCAUCGUUUUUAGUCUGGUCAUCGUUCACGUGGCUUAAUGUAAUGUGUUUUAAUAUCUGGUGGACCUUUGGGUCACCAAAAUCACUCAAGACAGCAAAAGAAAAGAAAAAUGAAUUAAAAAGAUUUUUUUUGUACAAUUUAUACGCAUGGGGUGUUCCAGCUAGUUUAACACUGAUUUCAUAUUUAUCUUCUAAAAAAUUUAAUUUACCAUAUGUCAUAAAACCGAUGCUUGGUUCAUAUAAAUGUUACUGGGAGAGAAGACCUGGAAAUUAUGGAAUGCUAAUUUUUUACAUAACUCCUUUAAUUUGUAUAGAACUGAUUAAUUUAGUGUUGUACGUGCGGACAAUGAUUUAUUGCUUGAAAGUUAGAGGAGAAAUAAAUAAAAUGAAUGCUAACAGAAUUUUGUCACAAGAAAGAAGAAAAAACUAUCAUUUGGAUAAAGAACAAUUACUCCUGAUUUUAAAAUUAAGUAUUAUCAUGGGAAUUUUUUUUGCAUUUGAAGUUAUUACGUCUAUUAUUGACUGCAGUAAAUACCCAAUUACUGAAUAUAUCGAGAUUAUUUUGGAUUUAAUUAACUGUUUCCAAGGAGUUUUUAUCUUUCUGAUAUUUGGUUGCAAGAAGAAGAUUUUUCGAUUUUACCGAAAUAAAAUAUCUACAAUCAGGAAAACUUCAGCAUCUUCUACUCCGAAUGCCACGACACAAAUGACUGAACUACUUAAUUCCAAACACGAGCUAACAUUGACCAUGCUUCGUUUAUUCUUCGUAAUAUUGACAGUACAAGCGUGCUCAAGCACACAAGAAGUCUAUCCAAAGUGUUGUGACAGUGCUAGUGUUUUAAGAAAAGUUAACUCGGUGUAUAAUUGUACCGAAGAUUUAAACCAAAGGACACAAAUUUUAACAAAUAGUACGAAUUUUAUUGAAAGUGACCAAUCCGGACGUUGCAUAGAUCUAGAAAAUUCGGUGACACUUUUUGAAAGCGUUCAAGGGAAUUUGACUAAAGUGCAAGACUUAAAUGUUGAAUUUUAUCCCAAAUGUUGUCCACUUGAUUACUUUUAUAAUAGGACAACUCAUGGUUGUGUCAAAUCUAAUCAAACAUUGGAGCCGUUCUUUGAGGGAAAGUUUGUUACAGUUGGGCUUCCCCACUGCAAAAUUAUUGUAGACGUACCUGCAAAUAAUAGUCAGAAUGUAGAACUCUUCCUUGAAGAAAACAAAAUAAAAAAAGGAUCGUAUUGUGUUGAUCACGAUCAAAAUAAGAAAUUUGUUUUAAGGAUAUGUUCCGACAAUUAUGAUGUUUGUGAAAAAAGCAGGUGUAUUAGGAAGUGUUGCCCAGAUGGGCAAAGUUUCRUCAAUGGGUCUAAGUGUUACAACACGUUUGUUCAUGGACUGGAUUUAUCGACGUUUUCUGAAAACAUAGAAAAUGUCAAUGAUGGAUUCUCGAUAGUUCACGAUGGCUACAAUUCACCCUUAUAUUCACUUAGUCCGCAAACCAUGAAGUUUUAUCUCGAUGCGAAGGGCGUGUUUCAAAUGGACGAAAUAGACGAAUUUGUUGGAAAAAUCAAAGUAACAAAAAAAUACAGAGUGGACGAAAAAAUUUACUGUAUUGAACAUGCAUUGAAAAGGACAAGAAAUAAUUAUUUAAUCUUCCGGGGAUACCCGGAGCAAAGAGUUCAGACGAAAUAUGUCUUCACCAGUAUAGCAAUGGCAAUUUCGUGCUUUUUUCUUGUUUUAACAAUUCUCUAUUACUGUUUUUCCAACGAAAAACAAACUUUAUUUGGGAAAACUUUGAUCAGUUAUUGCUUAGCAUAUCUUCUUACUUUUCUUCUCUUGAGCUAUUUUACUCUUGUCGAAUUUGCCAAAGGCCAUCAUGAAAUGAUUUGUACCGUUUUUGCUUUUCUCGUAUUGUAUACAACCCUGGCUACGUUCUUUUGGAUGAAUAUUUUGUGUAUCGAUAUCUAUUGGACUUUUGGAUCCUCUAAAUCCUUUUCGAGUCGUCAACACAGGAACAAGGAGUUGAAACGAUUUAUUUUAUACAGCUUGUACGGUUGGGGUUCUCCGUUGGUUUUAACCGCAAUCCCUUUAAUUUUUUACCAUGUGGACGUUUUACCGUCUGCACUCCAAGUGAUAAUAAGCGAAAAAAAGUGCGUUUUGUAUAGAGGAGAAGGUAAAUAUGCCCAUUUUAUGUUCUCGACGAUACCUUUAACGAUAUUGGAAAUAUGCAAUUUGACUUUAUUUAUUAAAACUGUGAUGUACUGUUUGAAAGUCAAAAGAGAAAUUAAUAAAAUGAACGACACGCAAUUGAUGAAAGGGGAAAGAAGCCAGAAAUUGAAUAAUUUUCGUGAUAGGUUUGGAUUGUUAUUGAAACUAUUUUUAAUAAUGGGAAUCUCGUUUUUGUUCGAAGUGGUGUCAGGGUUUUACGAUUUCAAGAAAAAUGAGACCACGAUUAUGAUUGAGUUAAUUUGGGAUACGUUUAACUGUCUGCAAGGACUGUUUAUUUUUCUGAUUUUUAUCGUGAAAAAGCGAAUUUUUAAAAAAUUCGGGAAAAAAGUGGGAUUGACGAAAUUGAGAAAAUUUUCUUUUGUUUCUUCAGCCGUGACUCAAACGACGUCACUUCCAACGUUGAAUAAACAAUAAUAGAUUUUUUGAGACUGGAAUUGGAGAAAUAUUUGAAAUUUCUUUCUUAUUCGAGAAUUUUAGUACAAUUAAUGGUAAAUUAUUUUCGUAUUUAAUGAAUUGUGAUCUAGUUUUAAUCCAAAGAUAUUUAUGGCUUAGAUAUAUUUUGUUAGCGUAAUAUUAAUGUGUACGAACAUCGUUCUCGUUGUUUACUUGUUUUUAUGACUUAAAUCCUGUUUCUUCGGUGUACACACUAAAUACAUAAAUACAAAAUAUAAAUAAA